Plasmodium malariae is the source of this 2292-nucleotide messenger RNA. RefSeq names its product conserved Plasmodium protein, unknown function. The record is from RefSeq and is a predicted model, not a curated record. The transcript has a single exon. The coding region runs from base 1 to 2292 and encodes 763 amino acids. Lineage: Eukaryota; Apicomplexa; Aconoidasida; Haemosporida; Plasmodiidae.
AUGAUGCACUGUACAAUAAAAUAUAGGAGGGAGUUUCUUACACUUUUUAACGUAUGGAUGAAUAGAAAAAAUAAUUAUAUAUGUACAAAUAUUGUUAAGCUUUUUACAACACAUAGUGCUGAGUCAACAAGAGUAGAUGACAACGAAGAUGUUCUGGGGAAUGUUUAUAAAAGUGGGGUAGAAGAAAAAGAAGAAAACAAAAAAUCUAAAAGUAAACAAAAGGAUCUUAAGGAGGGUAAGCAGCAAAAAGAGUACGAGCGGUAUAAUGAGUACAGGCAGCAUAAUGAGCACACGCAGAUACCGCCGCAAAAUCUUCCCCCUCAUGAUUAUAAAGAAACAUCGUUUGUCAAACCAAGAAGCUUUGUAUAUGGGCCAAGAGCUAGUAACACAUUAACGAGUGAGUUAUAUAACAAAAUUGUAAAUGAACACAAACUGUGUGAAGAAAUACCAUAUGACAGUGGUAAAAAAAAAAAACGUCAUGCACAAACACUUAGCCAGAGUGUUAUUAAAACAAAAUAUCGAACUGUAGGAGAAACAAAGGAGAACCCAUUAUAUGAUAUGAAUAAGAAAUAUUUUAAUAAAGGAGAUAACACAGGUACACCAUUGAACGAGGAGCACAUGUCUACAAAUAGCGAACAUCUCAUGAUAGAGAAUAAACGUUUUACAGAGGGUACAAUGAAGUGUAAUGAUAAUCCAAGUGUGGACGAUAAAAAGGAUGAAGUACUACAUGGAAAACUUAACAGUGAUAGGAAUAACGACUUAAUUAUUAGUAGCAAUAUCAAAAUGGAUGCGAAAAGCAUAAUUAAAAACAAAGGAAAAAACAAUAUGGAAAAUAAAAUAAUAAAAAGAAAAGGUUAUGAUGUUGUUCAUAACACAGUAGAUAAACAUAUAAAUAAUAUGCUAAUGAAAAGUAAAGAUAAUCAGCUAAGCAUUAGUGAAAAGAAAAAAAAUGAUCAUUUUUAUAAAAUAUUUUUCUCUUCAAAGAAAGUAAAAAUAAUUAAAUCACAAAAUCAUCCGGUUUUUAUACAUUUAUAUAAAUUAGCAACUGAUAGAAAGUAUAGAGAAAAACAAGAAAAAAUAUUAUUAACAAGUAAGAAAAUUAUACUAGAGAGACAAAAAAAUUACUUAUGCAGAAUUUAUACAAAUAGUAUUGAUAAUUUAAAAGAUUUUCACUCAUUUGAUAAUUUUAUAUUGCUUUCAAAUAAAUUGCUAAAAAAACUUUCUUUUCUGUACUCUUUUAAGAAUGGAGUUUUAGCUGAGGUUUUGCAUAAAUUUCACUUUGAUAAUGUGGGCCUACCCCACUUAGCAUUUUGCUUUUAUAACGUCAAUUGGGGGGAAGAGCACCAAGUUGGGGCUGAGGUAAAAAUGAAUCAUGUGGACGAAGCGAAGGAGGAAAAGGAAGAGGAAGAAGAAGAAGAGGAAGAAGAAGAAGAAGAAGAGGAAGAAGAAGAAGAGGAAGAAGAAGAAGAAGAAGAAGAAGAAGAAGAUGGGGAAGACGAAUGGAAAGAGAGACAAAAGAUUCCAUUUGAGGUGAAGCAAAGCGAACAAAAUUUAAAAAUAUAUGAUAUCCAUUUUGAAGAAAAGGAAAACGCCAAUGAUAGAGCAGUUAAAAGGGAUGACUGUUCUUUAAAUAGUGAAAGUGCACAACAGUACGAUAUAAAAAAUAAUGUUGAAUAUUUAUGUAAUGGGGAUAUAGGCACAAUAAUACGGAGUUGUUUUUUACUAAAAUGGCAAUGUAUAUUUAAUAUAGAAAAUUUAAAAAAAAAAAAUAAAAAUAAAAUAGCUAGCUAUAAAACUUUAGACAUAAACAGUAUUUACAAUAUUGAUUUUUUUCAUCCAUUUACUAUACGAGCAUCGUCAGGGUAUUUACUGGACAUACCAUACAAAAACACAGAUUUAAAUGAGUUACAUAAAUAUGCCAAAGAAAAUAAAAUAUUACUAUUAAAAUAUAGUAGCCAUAGUGAUUUGUAUAUAAAUUAUAAAAAAAAUUAUUCUGAACAUGAUCAUACAUUUUUAAAUUUGGUAAAUAAAGCAAAGGGCGUUUUUCUCAUAAUGGACAAUUGUAAUAAUAUAGAGAAAAAAUACAAAUCCGUACAUAAAAAUUUUAUUAAUAUGAGCAAUAAUUUGCAUAACAAAGAUGAAAUUUUUGAUAACAUAUACUAUGUUAACUUAAAGCAAAAUAAGGACAGACCCUUGGGCCUUGUUGCUACAUACAGUAUUUUUAUGUACAUUUUGAAAACUAAUUUUUUCAAGCACCUUCCACAGUCGUCGUACGUAUGCAUUGAGGAUUAG